Messenger RNA from Cotesia congregata, 477 nucleotides. The record is from the annotation of a GenBank genome assembly. Lineage: Eukaryota; Metazoa; Arthropoda; Insecta; Hymenoptera; Braconidae.
AGCUGUACAGAUUUAACAGACAGUGACGUAGAAUUGUCUAUUAUCCGCGGAGUCAACUACCCAAAAGAAGUUGAUAGCUACGUUAUCUACGAGUUCCCUUACCCGACCGAGAACUCGCCGACUGACAGAACAUCGACGGUCCGUAAUACGAGCGCUCCAGAGUACGACGCAACUUUUACAUUGACCGGUAGCAUUGACAGAUCUUCCAGGCAGUGUCAGCGAACUUAUAAAAGACACUCUUUGAAGUGUCAAGUAUGGUCCAAAGGAGGAUUUCUUCGAAGCGAUAAUUUACUGGGUACUGUUACUGUUAAACUCCAACCACUGGAAACUCAAUGUAUAUUGCAUGACACAUUCCCGUUAAUGAACGGAAGAAAAGCUGCUGGAGGACAGCUCGAAAUAAAAAUCCGAGUGAGGAACCCCAUCACAACUAAGCAGAUUGAAAAAAUGACCGACCGAUGGCUUGUUAUUGAUAAUUAA